Messenger RNA from Salpingoeca rosetta, 757 nucleotides. Its product is annotated as methyltransferase-like protein 11A. The record is from RefSeq and is a predicted model, not a curated record. The transcript is spliced from 2 exons. Bases 26 to 712 code for a protein of 228 amino acids. Gene Ontology annotation, cellular component: cytoplasm. Gene Ontology annotation, biological process: N-terminal protein amino acid methylation. Gene Ontology annotation, molecular function: N-terminal protein N-methyltransferase activity. Lineage: Eukaryota; Choanoflagellata; Craspedida; Salpingoecidae.
CACAGCCAAACACAAAGCAGACGAUAUGGAGGAAGGCAGAGGUAGUUCGGAGGACUUGCUGCAGGCGCAAAAGGCGUACUGGGACGAGCAGCAGCCCAGCGUGGAUGGCAUGCUGGGUGGUCUGGGGUUCGUCCAUGACACAGACAUUGCCGGGUCGCGCGCGUUCCUGGACAAGGUGAUGCCACUGCGGGAGGGGCAGCAGGACCGCGGGCGGGCGUUGGACUGUGGCGGCGGUAUUGGGCGCGUGACAAAGCACCUGCUCUUGCCAGCAGGCUUCACCAGCGUGGACAUCUUGGACGUCAGCUCAGACUUCCUGGACAAGGCGGUGGACUACGUGGGCUCGGACGCGCUCAAGAACAGGUUCUGCAGUGGCCUGUCGCAGUUUGACUUUGCCGGCACGGGCCUCAAGUGGAACUGCGUCUGGGUGCAGUGGUGUGCCAUCUACCUGGCGGACGACGCGUUUGUGGACUUCUUCCGACGCGCAGCAGCCGCGCUCGCUGAUGAGAACAGCCUUGUCGUCCUCAAGGAGAACGCCUUGCGUGGCGACAGGCCGCCCGAGCCAGACCACGACGACAGCUCUGUGACGAGGAGCGAUUCGCACAUGCGGCGGCUGUUUGAGCGUGCUGGCCUUCGCGUUGUGCAUGCAGAAGAGCAGAAGGGCUUUCCUGCGGAGCUGUACCCUGUCAUCUCAUAUGCUCUUGUGCCCAGAUAGCAGCACCACAUGCAUCAUACAAUACAUGACACUGCAACUGAGACA